Messenger RNA from Protopolystoma xenopodis, 273 nucleotides. The record is from the annotation of a GenBank genome assembly. NCBI's taxonomy places the organism in Eukaryota, Metazoa, Platyhelminthes, Monogenea, Polystomatidea, Polystomatidae.
AUGUUGGCAAAUUUUUACGUGCAAUUCAUGUACGCAAACAUCUCAGGCGAGAAGGCAGUCACCGCCCUGCUGGAGGUCUUGGAACGAGAGAAGGAUAUCCUCCAAGCAGAGCGGAUACGGAAGGAGUCGUUAACACGACUAAUCAACCUGACAGUAAGUACCACAUAUUUUACAUUCAACCGCAAUAUCUAUCAGCAGAUACUUGGACUACCGAUGGGAUCUCCACUUUCACCUCUUUUGGCAAAUGUAUACAUGGACAGAUUGGAGAAAUAA